This is a messenger RNA of Punica granatum (pomegranate), 2120 nucleotides long. The record is from RefSeq and is a predicted model, not a curated record. Lineage: Eukaryota; Viridiplantae; Streptophyta; Magnoliopsida; Myrtales; Lythraceae.
GAGACAUCAAAAACAAAUCUGAGAGACACAGUUCAUCCUCUCAUUCGCACAAGGGCGCUCCUCUCUCUUCCUCUCUUCUCUUCCAGCUUCUUGCUCAUCCUUUGUCAACCAUUGUAGGAGAGGGCUUGAAAUCUUCUCCGACAACAAUGGCGAGGCUCGAGUUUGCAAUAACGUGUGCUCUGACGCUUCUUGCACUUUCAUCGGUGGCUUCUGCAGCUAUCGUCGAACACACCUUUCAAGUGAAAAACUUAACGGUGAGUAAGUUGUGCCACCGGCAAGUGAUAACGGCGGUGAACGGGAGCCUGCCGGGUCCAACCAUCCGCGUCAAGGAAGGCGACACCCUUCACGUUCACGUCGUCAACGAGUCCCCUUACAACGUCACCAUCCAUUGGCAUGGAGUGUUUCAACUGAUGAGUGGCUGGGCCGAUGGACCUUCUUACAUGACUCAGUGCCCGAUCCGUCCGGGCUCGAGCUACACCUAUAGAUUCACCAUCACAAAGCAAGAGGGAACCCUUUGGUGGCACGCCCAUGUGUCAUGGCUCCGAGCAACAGUGUAUGGGGCACUGGUCAUCCGUCCUAGAUCGGGCCACAAGUACCCAUUCCCUAAGCCUCACAGAGAAGUCCCCAUUCUUCUUGGGGAGUGGUGGAACGCCAAUGUCAUUGAUGUUGAGAACCAAGCCCAGGCAACCGGUGCAGCACCGAACAAUUCUGAUGCCUAUACGAUCAACGGAAGGCCCGGCAACCUUUACAAUUGCUCUAAGAAAAAUACCUAUAAGUUGAAGGUGCAGCAAGGAAAGACCUACCUGCUGCGCAUAAUCAACGCUGCGCUCAAUAACCAGCUUUUCUUCACGAUAGCUGACCACAAGAUGACCGUGGUCGCCGUGGAUGCUUCGUACACGAAACCUUUUGUCACUAACGUAGUGCUCGUGGCGCCAGGCCAGACAACUGACGUCCUCCUGACCACCGACCAGACCCCAGGAGCCUACUACAUGGCGGCACGUCCAUAUGCCAGUGCACCCAAUGUGCCGAUAAAUAACAGCACAACCAGAGGGAUCAUGGUGUACGAAAACGCACCGUCGACAUCAAUGACUCCCAAGAUGCCCGCUCUCCCUCGCUUGAAUGACACAGCCACAGCCCACAGGCUCAACAGUAACCUGACAAGCCUCGUUGGCGCCCCUCAUUGGGCGCCAGUGCCACGUGAUGUUGACGAGCACAUGUACGUGACCGUCGGACUGGGGCUCGAGCGGUGCGAAAAGAAUCGGACUUGCGGAGGACCGAAUGGGCAGAAGUUGUCGGCUAGCAUGAACAAUCAUUCCUUCCAGUUCCCUACCAAGCUAUCCAUCCUAGAGGCAUUCUUUUUCAACGUGAAAGGGAUCUACACCACUGACUUCCCGAACAAGCCGCCAGUGAAGUUCGACUACACGAACACGAUCAACAGCAACAACACGGCUCUCUUGUUCGCUCCCAAGAGGACCAGCGUGAAGAAGGUGAAGUUCAAUGCGACAGUAGAGAUGAUACUGCAAGACACAUCCCUGAUUACGCUCGAGAACCACCCGAUGCACCUGCACGGGUUCAACUUCCACGUGCUCGCACAAGGGUUUGGCAACUUCAACACCAGAACGGAUCGUAAGAAAUUUAACCUCGUUGACCCACAAAUCCGCAACACCAUUGGAGUGCCGGUCGGAGGAUGGGCUGCCAUCAGAUUCACAGCUGAUAAUCCAGGCGCGUGGAUCAUGCAUUGUCAUCUGGACGUCCACCUGCCGUUGGGUUUGGCCACCGCCUUCGUGGUGGAGAAUGGGCCAACUCCCGCCACUACGCUGCCCCCUCCACCAAAAGAUCUUCCCAAGUGUUAGAAGAAUUUUGGUACAUAACUGGAGAAACCGACCCCAAAAGAAGCUGAUGAUGGAUUGUUCCUCUUCAUAAAUUCAUUUUGUUUGUAGUUUUAGAUUUAGGCUUGCUCUUCCAAUUGAUCAAUUCAUUGCAAUAAUUAUUUUAAUGGAUUCUUUUAUCCAAAUAGGAACAAUAUUGUACGAUCAGAAGUAUCUAUGUUGUCACAUUCUUUCGAUCAUUGAAAUGGAAUUGUCUUGUCAUUGUUAUCAAUUUUUCCUAUAGCUUCUUCC